AUGGUAUUCACCCAGCCCAAAGAAGAUGUGUGGGAUUAUGAGUCCCGUUUGGAGACAACUUGUUACACCCCUACGGGUCAUUUCGAUCAGGCCAUCGGGCUCUCGCAGGGGAUUUUGAAUGAGAAUCUCCAGAAAUUCUAUGAAAUCUAUCCGGAGACUCACAAGAUAGAUUUCAAGGAUCCGUAUGUGGGCAGCAUUGAUGCGGAAGUCGACGCUCCGCAGAUUGUGAUCCUUGGAGCGGACAAGGGCAACUUGAACAUCUCCAAUGUGAUUUACCUCCUCCGAUUCAAGUCUGGCUCGCUUUCAGACCCCCACGGUUACGUUUCUAUUCCAAACUUGGCGAAUUGGACCCUGGCCUUCGCGGUUCCAAUCGUCGCACAAAUUAUAGAUCCUCCAUCUGAGAACAAGGCGUCCUCUGGGCAAGCCAAUGAAAUUUCCGAGAAGAAGAAUCAAGCCGUCGAAGUCAAGAUCAGAGACCGAUUCGAGAUUCCAGAAGACUAUUCAAUUGAGCGCCUUUACAUCCACAUAUCUGGUAACUGGAACAACCUUUACGGCACACUAUCGGUGGCAGGUAAGGAUCGGAACAAUGUGGACAUCCCGUUUACCAACUGGAUGGCGGAAGAGUCAAACACAAUGACUGCGAUGCGGCUAGGUUUCUUCCUAAACAUUUGGGGACUCAAGCAGGACGAACUUGGGUUGAAUAAUGCUGGACUUUCAUUCAAACCUCGUAAGGUUGCAAGUACCGCGAGAUUCGUACCCAAGGAAGUUGUUCAUCAAACACAUCACUACAAAAGCUCAAAGAAUGGCUAUCCCAAGGGAGCGACGGGACUCCAGGGUGCUGGCGACCGGAAUUGCCUCAUGUACCUAGAAGUGGUGGAGGGUGGCAGUAAGAUGCCCACAGAGCAGCGUUUAACCUGGACAGGAAACUUCGCCACUAUGCCACGCAACCCCAGUGACCCUACCGAUAAAGGUGUUCAGGGAACAUAUGUUUUGACCAGAGAAAUCUUCCUGGAAAAAUUCAUCUUGCCAGAGUUCCGAGCGCUGAACCGAGCUAGCGACGUAGUUCACAUGACGCCACUCUUCAAAUUCAAUGACCAACAGGAAAGCACGAUCUCGUUGCGAUACAGUGUUGGCUAUGAUAAUCAAGUGCUGCGAGAUGAUGAUGGAACGUAUGACUUUAACCCUGUUAUACCAGACAAAAAUAACCCGUGGAAUACCACGGUAGAAUGGACCCCGGGGUCCACCGAGAUCACCUUGACCGGAACCACCCACAUGCAUGAAAAUGUGGUGUGGUCCAUGAAGGGAACCCAGGAUUUUAGUAAUCCGGAAUGCUCUUAUUUCUAUGAUGAAUACAUCAUUACCUGGUCCUUGAAGGUCGAAUUGGUGGUGGAAACCGUCCCGGCCAAAGAGGAUGGCGAAUGUGAAUAUAACUAUCUCCAUCUGAAGAUCGAUGCCGGGAAAAACGAGGACUGUGAUCCCAAGAUAACCCCCAAGCUGAACGAACACUAUAUGCAAAUGUACGGCCGAGACAAGCAAAUCGUGGGUUUUAUGAUAGCUCGCAUGCGGCAGCAGAUUCCCCGCAUCAUCAGCAACAUUCGAAAGAAGUUGGAGGUGGCCGGACGUUUCUCCUACCCUGGCAAUGGAGUCUUAAUGUUUAAGAAUCCAAAGAUUGGGAAAUACGGUAAUCUCAACGCAGAGGUCACGUUUCAAGAGUUGAAGAAGGGAGAAUUCAUCAGGAUCCCUACGGCGAAGAAAGUGGAAGGCCAAAAGCCUAUUAAAGAGAAAAUCAGUGACAUUGUUGCUGCGCCAGCUCAGCUGAAACUCUCUUGGAAUGCCAACCAUCUUUUAAGUGACAGCCUUCAAACCAUUCGGUUCCGAGGUGUGAAUGAGACGGAUCAACAUGUUCGCCUGGGAAUGGUCUCAUUUUUCUUCGUUUCAGGGAAGCGGGUUGGAUGCUUAGCCCACUCUCAUGACUUCCGCGUGAAGCUGCCCAGACCCCUUGAACCUGCUGAGCCCACUGAGCCCACUGAGCCCAUUGAACCUGCUGAGCCCACUGAACCUGCUGAGCCCACUGAGCCCACUGAGCCCAUUGAACCUGCUGAGCCCACUGAACCUGCUGAGCCCACUGAGCCCACUGAGCCCAUUGAACCUGCUGAGCCCACUGAACCUGCUGAGCCCACUGAGCCCAUUGAACCUGCUGAGCCCAUUGAACCUGCUGAGCCCAUUGAGCCUGCUGAGCCCACUGAGCCCGCUGAGUCCGCUGAGACAAAUUUAGAGGACGAAGAGGACGAAGAUGAAAAGGGAGCCAUUCAUGUGAAUACUUCUGACGAUCUUGCAAAAGUCAAGAUUUCUGUAGAAGCGGCAGUCGCACCACAGCCAGGUACCAAGGGCUGGCUUGUCAAGGCUAGCGACGCCACUGGAAAGUACAUAUCCCUCGCUCCCGGGGACUGGAUUGAAAUCUGCAUCCUCGGUGUUGUCGGUUCCGCAACGACCACCAGCCGAAGGUGUAACAUUGACGUUGAGGAGGAUUACUUCAGCGUGACACUUGGGGUAGUCGACGGACACCUGAAAAAACCGGUGGAAGUGACGAUUAUGAAGUAA
This is a messenger RNA of Penicillium malachiteum, 2601 nucleotides long. RefSeq lists its product as uncharacterized. The coding region runs from base 1 to 2601 and encodes 866 amino acids. Lineage: Eukaryota; Fungi; Ascomycota; Eurotiomycetes; Eurotiales; Aspergillaceae. The record is from RefSeq and is a predicted model, not a curated record. The transcript is spliced from 8 exons.